Molecule: messenger RNA, 5064 nt
Organism: Thelazia callipaeda (thelaziosis nematode)
Lineage: Eukaryota; Metazoa; Nematoda; Chromadorea; Rhabditida; Thelaziidae
Source: the annotation of a GenBank genome assembly
AUGUCAUCUUUGUCACUAGAUGAUGUAUUUGGAACGUAUUCCACAGAUGAAGAAUCCACCAAGCCUCGUGGUUCCAUUCUCCCAUCACUAUACAAAGAAAAAGAUAAAAAAGAUGAAAUUGUUAAAAAAAAUGUGAAGAAAACUGAAGAAUUGUGUAAGGAAAAAGUGGACGAUAAUAAAUCCUCCAAUUUGAAGAAAGAGCGAAAUAAGAAGUUAGGAGGUAGUGAUGGGGAGUCUGCUACGGAUGAAAAAAAGAAAACAGCGCGGAAAGUUGAAAAGUGUAGAUCAAAGCAGAUUGAAAAAAAUGAAAAGAAAAUUGUUACGAAGAAGCGUUCGGAUAAGGGAAAUGAAACAAGUCGGUCAUCUGUCGAUGCAAGCAUAGAUCUAUCGGAGAAAAAAAAACAGAAGACGAUAUGGAAGAAAAUAUUUCAGGAAAAGUCUCUUGUCGAGAUUUCCAUGUUCCAGGAAGAUGAAAAAAAAAUGGCUAAAAGGAAAUCGUCUGCAGUUAGUGAACGAAAGAAAAAAAUUAAAAGAACUGGUGUCGAUGAAGUGUUCGAGAAAAAGUUAGCAAAAAAGCUAAGAAGAGAGCAAGAAGGGAAGCGAGAGGAGCAGAGAAAAGAUGCUGCUGAGGUAGGUGUAAAGGAAGAACCGAUACAGAGUGAUGGUGAACUGCCUAAAGUGGGUAUGACAGUAUGUGCUAAUCGUGAUACUGUCAGUACAUCUGAAUUUGUGGCUGCAAAGGACGAGAUUACAGAAGGAAUUGAAAAACAAGAGGUUGCACAAAAUCAUGGUUCGUGCGGCAUGAAGGAUGCUCGAAAAAGAAUUUUGGAAGUUGAAAGUUCUAAAGAAAUUAAGCGAAGCAAGGAAGCGUCAAAGUCACCGAAAGCAAAUUCACCUCAAGCUGAUCCGGUUUUGCGUCAUGAUUCGGAAGCGGCGGGAAAUUUUUCUGUAGAAGAAAACCCCCAGAAAGAAUUUUCGCAGGAGAAUGAUUUGGCUGAUGUACUUGGAUCUGAAAGCAUGGAAAAUGAUUUAUUGCCCUGUAUUACUAAAGAUACUGUCAAUGUUCCUGAAUCAUUGAAGGUGGCAGCAGACAGCUCUUCUUUGGGAAUGGAAAUUACUUGUGUCUUGGAAGAACAUGAACCGAAUUCAGCGUCACAUCUUAGACACAGUAUAGUGAAGGAACAGCUACUUGGUGAGUUAUACCAUCCCGAAAAUCCUGUAAAGCAAGGUUUAGUGGAACCGAAGCUGGAAUCUGAUGAAAUUACCGUGGAUGCAAAUCUCACUGCACUCAAGCAACCAUUCCCUGAAGAAGCGUAUGGGGACCUGAAUCAACGGAAUGAGCAACAACUUGGCAAGUUUGAUGGUGAGUUAGGAAAGGGAAAUAUUGGUCGUAAUAUCACACGUAGAUGUUCCACUUCAACGAACAGCAGUAGCAUCAGCGAUAGUAGUCAUUCAAGUGUACUGUCAUCGAUUUCAUCUGCAAUCCAGGAGACAUAUCUGGAAAAUGAUUCUGAAGAAAAAAAAUUGCAACAAAUUCCAGAAUCAGAACAAGUCGAGGUUCCGUUUAAUCGAGCUUCUGAUGGUAAUCGUUGCACAACCAGGUCAGGUUUCAUGGAACAAACGGAAGAAGUAAAAGUACAUAUGGAAAAAAUGCAGUGUCCGGUUCCUCAAGUCACUUUUAUGCCAAGUUCGAAGGCAGAAUAUUCUGGUGCUUCCAUAGUUCAUUCUAGUUCCAUGGUACAAAGGCAGUCCGAGACUUUCGUAGAUUCAGACAAAAGUAUAUUGGAAAAUGUAAAUGAUGCAGAAUCUAAUGAAAGCUUUGAAUUAAUUGAUGAGGGUCGAGUUGGUGAUAUCGGUUUGUUGCCAGAUCAGGAUGUUGACAGUGAUAUUGGUAGUUCUGGUCGGGAUCACUUCCAAAAAAGCGAUCAUGAAGGUGAACAACAAGUCAAUCAAGAACCGGCAAUGGAAGUAGAUGACGAUGGGUCUGAAUGCAUUGAUGCCGUGCAAAUGCAAGAUGAUGUUCACGAUGUUCAGGAGACUGAAUAUGCUGUUCAAUCUAUUGUUUUGGACGAUAGUAGAAGCCAGCAUAGUGGCGAAGACAGUAACGCUGUUAUUGAUUAUUUAAGUGAGGGGGACAGUGGUACUAAUUCAAGGCAUGAAAGCGUUGGCAAUGCGGCAGCGCUAAUGAAUGUGAAUUCGAAUCUCAGUAUCCAUCAGCAUGUCGGAGCACAGGACAAUGAGGACGCUGUGGAAGAGGGUGAUAUUAUGCAAAAGUCAGCUACCGAUACUGAACUACAGGAUGCUGAACCCGAAGGCUCUGAGACUGUGAAGACUAACUUGGAUAUAGAUGAUAAACCAAGUGAUUCACAUCUUGAUGAGGUUAUUGAUGAUGUAGUAGCUGGUGGGUACAUGGAAGUAGAUGCUGAGCAACUAAUGCGUAUAAACUCUAAAAAGGCAAAAGAAGAGGCAGUUUUACGAGCUGCAGCUGCAUCUUCGCAACAGAGCGCUGCUCCGAAGGUAGGAUCGGUACCAGUUUUCAGUGCUGCUGCUGCAGAUUCAUCGCAGGCAGCUCAUAAUUAUCAGAAUGCAUUGCGUGGGCAUUCUAUGCAUGUAACGCAACAACAGCAAUCACUGCCACCACCUCAACCACAGCAACCACCGCCGCAACAGCAGCACCAUCAGUAUGGGAUUGCCAGUAGUUAUCAAAUUCAACACUCACAAGUGCCGCAGCAAAUGCAGUUACAGCAGAGUCUUUUGCCGCAGCAGCAAACACAGCAAAGCAUUCUUCAUGGUAGCCAUGUAGUGGUUCAACAGCAACAGCACAUGAGUCAGUCCGUAGUACAAUCGCAGCAACAGCGACAUAUGGGUCAAGCCAUAGUACAGCAGCAGCAUAUGGGGCAAUCUGUUGUACAGCCACACAUUAAUCAGUCCAUAGUACAGCAACAACAGCAACAGAGUAAUCGUCUUACUUCUUAUCAGCACUCACAACCACAAAUGAUGAAAAUUCCAGACACAUCAUAUCAGUUUCAACCACAACAGCAUCUUCCACCAAUCGAGCAGCCAGUGCAAGGGACUAGCGCAAUCACACUACAGCAGCAGCAAUCAACGCAUUUAUUGCAAUCAAAAAGUAUUGGCAUAAGUAAUUUAUCAUCGUAUUAUCAGGGUAGGAAUGUUGCACAGCAAACUAACUGUACAAGUUUUGCUCCAUCUCAAAUAUCGCUUCAGCAGCAGCAACAUUUGUUAGUACCACAACAACCAUCUGACAGUAUUCAAAAUAUUAUGGGUUCAAUAAACGUGAGCUCAGCACAUGCUGUACCUCAGCAAUCAGAAAUGCACCAAGUUGUGCAAACGGUGCCACUGCAGCAGCAAACUACUCAUUUGGUAUCGCAAUCUCGCUUGCAGCAACAGCAGCAGCAAACGCAACAGCAGUCAGUUAAUUAUGGAUUGAGCACACCAGUGGUGACAGCUACAUGUAAUGCUUCAGUCACAACAGCCCAAACCGUAGCGUCUGCAGGUGCUGCAUCUCAGCAGCAACUGGAUUUAAGCAAACAGAUAGGACUCUCAACUCCAUCCUUUCAAGCAUCUGUCACUACUAGCUCACCGUAUGAUUUAUACUCCAAUUUAUCGAAGAAAUCAACUACAGUGGCUUCACAACAACAGGUAUUUGCUUUUCUGUUAUUGAAGAUGCAUAUGAUUCAACAACAACAGCUCAAGGUCUCUCCAGUUGUGCGCCUUAAUUCUUCAUCAACCAUGUCAUCAUCACUAGUGGGACACUCUGGUCCUUCAGCUUCCACCACAGUUGCAACUAAUGCGCAGAUCAGUCGGCCGAAUUCAUCUUCUAUCGCUUCCCAUCAAUCCAAUCGUGUUAUGCAACAGCAGCAACAGCAGCUUUCACCAUCUCAUCAAGCAGUUGCAUUCGCAAUUGGCUUACCUGGUACUACUUCACCAUUUACGCAAAUGCAGCAACAAUACUUACAGCAGAUGUAUCGUUCAACGUUUUUAAACACUUUCCAAGGUAUAUAUAUUUUUCAGUUUAGUAUAGAUCAAAUUCUCAGAGCAUACAAUGGAGGAAAUGUAGCAACAGCGGCUGGACCAUAUGGGGCAAGUGGUUAUUCAAGUACGCCAAACAGUUCAGCAGCAGCAGCGGCUGCCGCCGCAGCAGCAACUGUAUUGCCUAGUACUCUUCGACAAGAUACUCAACGACAGCGGCAGCAACAUAUAACGGAUCUCCAUCAGCAACAGCAGCAGCAACAACAACAGCAACAGUAUUUAGCCUCCAGUUUAUAUCAGCAGCCCUCUCCUACAACCACACUUUGUUCUCCGCAACAGGCUAAUAUCGCAGCUCAGCAGUUAAAUUCGCUCUAUGGAGCUGUUACUGCAACCUUUCCAAUUCCAUGCGAAUCACCUUUAUUGAUAACUUCUCAGAUAACGAGUCAGCCGGGAAUGUAUCAUGCUGAACUUUCACAACGUCAACAAGAUAUCAAGCAGCCAGUUAAACAGAAACUUCCACACCAACAAGUAAAGACUUAUGCAGGUUUAUCAGGAGUGUCAGUCAUGUCGCGAUAUCCCGUUAUGUGGCAAGGUAUAAUUGCUCUCAAAACUAAUGAAACACGUGUACAAAUGCAUAAAGUUGGUGGUAAUGCCGAGAUGUGUAAGCGAUCAUUAGAUCAGUUUACAACAACAUCAAAUCAUAUGCCAUUAAUAAGGAUUAAUCAGCGCAUGCGUAUGGAAGCUAGUCAACUUGAAAGUGUACAAUGUAAAAUGAUGGAUGAGCAUUCUUACAUCGCUUUGAUUUGUUUGUCGUGCGGUCCAAGCAAAGAAGAUAUCAAAAGCCAAUCCGAAAUUCUUAAAGAGCGCUUUGUUGAUUAUUUGGAAUCCAAGCAAGCUGCUGGAAUAUGCAAUGUCGGCAAUGAACAAAAUCCUGCUCCCAGUACUAUCGUACACAUCUUCCCUCCGUGUGAUUUCGCUUCUAUAUUUUUGCAAAGGAAUAGUCCGGAUUUGUUGGAAAUAUUUAGACAGCAAAAAGCUAGCUAUUUAUUUGUUGUCAUUACAUCUGCUAACUGA